UUAUUAUUGAUGAUAAUGGUGUUACCGAAUUUGAUGACAGGAGUAAAAUCAUUGGAUGUACCUUCAGAUGAUAUAUUAUAUCAAUCAUUUUUAAAUUGGAUGGAUCAAUUCAAUGUAGCAUAUACAUCACAAAGUAUAUUAGAAUCAAAGUUUAUUACAUGGAAGGAGAAUAUAAUAUUCAUUGCUAAUAACAAUGAACAAAUAACAACUCCUGAUGUUGAAAUAGAGUAUAAUAAUCAACAAACCAAUAUGAGGUCAUUGUUGUCAAUGACUCCAGUAGAGACUUAUCCAACUUUAAAUUCACUUCAAAUGUCUGCCAAUUCAUUCAGUGACCUAUCAAAUACAGAGUUCUUGGCAACUCAUACUGGACAUAUUCCUGGAGGCUCACCAGUUGCUGUGGCAGCUGCAGGUGGUCCGACAUUAUCAACUGGUGUCAUAGUUGGAGUGGCAUUGAGUGGAACAGCCUUUGUUUCAUUCUUAACCGCAAUGGCUAUAUAUGCAAGCAAGAGAAUGAGUGGAUCAAAUUCUAAACUAAAAUCAGAUCCAACCAAGACAAGAUCAGUUCCAAUCAUUACAGAUCCUUCAUCUCCAGUGGUGUUCAGUGUACAUGCAUCAACUCCAACAACUACUACUACUCCUCCUACUCCUUCAGCUUUAGGAUCAAAUCAACCUCAAGUAGAAGAUAUGGAAGAGAUUGAUUUGAAAGAUGAUAAAUCACCUGUUAGAGGAGGUAUCAACGUCUUUGACUUCUCAAGGAAUCCAAGACAUUCAAUCACAGCAAGGCACAUAACAUUUGAUAACAUAUCCAAUAAUGCCAAUCAACAACCUCAAUCACCAGUU
This is a messenger RNA of Acytostelium subglobosum LB1, 840 nucleotides long. RefSeq lists its product as hypothetical. The transcript has 2 exons. The record is from RefSeq and is a predicted model, not a curated record. Lineage: Eukaryota; Evosea; Eumycetozoa; Acytosteliales; Acytosteliaceae. The annotation marks the transcript as partial.